UUGCAGACUUCAUCGUCAUUUCUUCCUUACAAUUUGACUUCGUUAUCUUCACUUCAAACUCGUGCACAUUUUGGAAAUGUCGUUGAUGGUAUCCUUCCUCGAACAUCACCCAAAGUUUCACGUACGAAUAAUCGAUUGAAUAAUGAAAUUCACGAGAUAUCAGUCCCAAAAUCCCAGCUGAAAACAGUUGAUAUUCAAUUCGAAGAUAAGCCAAGUGCAGCUUACCAGCCUGACAUUCCUGAGAAGAAUAAUUCAGACACGGAACGACAAAAUACUAUCGAUGGUUUGCUUGAUGUAAGUAUAAGUUCAAAUCGAAACAAUUAUGGUAAUGAUGACAGAAAAUAUUUUGGUUUCACAGUUACCGGCGGGAAAGAUAAGAAUGCACCACUGAAAAUUGAUGCUGUGAUUGUGGGCACGCCAGCUGAUGAAGCUGGACUUCAGGUUGGCGAUUUACUUAUGAGCAUAAAUGGUGAAUUUGUGAAGGAAAGGCAUUAUCCGUGCGUGGUAAGAAUGUUGCACGAAGCAGAACGUACCGGCAGCGUGCAAUUAAGGAUUCAAAGGUCUAAGAAUGCUGUGGCGGGUUCGUUCCUCAUUCACAAGUUCUUAAAUUUUUUUGAAUUAGGCCCACGGAAAAUAAGUGAACCUUCUGCAACAAGCAUAGAUCAACAAUCUACCAUAUCGUUUGAUCAAAAACGAGCAAUGUUUGAUAAAAAAUAUACGAGUAAAGAUAGUAAUAAUGAUAUUUGCAAAGGCCUACGAAAGCAAAAUUAUCUUUCUUCAGCAUCUAAAUGGAAUACAGAUAAAAACAAAACGUAUCAUGAAAAUGGUAAGAACUCUAAAUUACAUGCGUCUGCUUCACUUACUGCUACUCCUGCUCCUGCUCUUCCUGCUGCAGCUAAAACUACUUUAUGUAGUAGUUCAACAUCGUCAUCAUUUUCUGCUAUAUUCAAUAAUGAUGAUAAUACCGAUUACGAAGAAAAUGAUGGCGAUAAUUAUAUUAAUAAUAACGAUGAUAAUGAGAAUGGAGACGAUGAUAAUAAUGAUGAUGGUGAAAAUGAUAUUAAUGAACAACGUAUGAUGUUUAUAAACAAUGGAAAAUCAUCUAAUCGUUAUGUACGUGAACGUUUUUCAAGUUUCACGUCAUUAUCAAGUACUACAUCAUGCUCAAUAACGAGUGGAGGAUGUGAUCCUGAUUAUCGAGUUAUAUCAUUACAUGAUAAACCAAAACCUGGUAAGUUGUCAGAUUUUAUUCCGGAAGUGGAAAGAAAAUCAACUGCUGGUAGCAAGGAUCAAGAUGAUGGUGCUUCAGCUUACAGCUAUAGCUUUUCCCGACGAGGAAACGAUUUAAAUGGCUGUAUAAUGCACACUAAUAAAGAUGAAAGUGAAGCACCACUAGUACUUCGCAAUUACGAUGUUACUCCAGUGAGAAGUGUUAAUGUGUCACCGAUACAAAAUAAAAUUAGUUAUUGGCUAAAAAAAGAUGAAGCUAAGGCAUCAUCGCUACCACGAAAUAUUGGUGCUGGUUAUCGUCGUAAUGGUUAUGUGAUUCCACGCAACUGUACAACUCUUAAUAAAGCAGUGAAUCAGGUCAUUCUAAUUCAAGACGUAAAUAAUUUACAUUACACACAAUUUAAAAUAAAAAAAUAUUUUAAGUUUAUACGUGAAAUGAGAGUUUUUAUGUGA
Molecule: messenger RNA, 1683 nt
Organism: Thelazia callipaeda (thelaziosis nematode)
Lineage: Eukaryota; Metazoa; Nematoda; Chromadorea; Rhabditida; Thelaziidae
Source: the annotation of a GenBank genome assembly